Schizophyllum commune H4-8 is the source of this 6660-nucleotide messenger RNA. RefSeq lists its product as uncharacterized. Gene Ontology annotation, cellular component: cytoplasm. The record is from RefSeq and is a predicted model, not a curated record. Gene Ontology annotation, molecular function: guanyl-nucleotide exchange factor activity. The transcript is spliced from 12 exons. Bases 1 to 6660 code for a protein of 2219 amino acids. Lineage: Eukaryota; Fungi; Basidiomycota; Agaricomycetes; Agaricales; Schizophyllaceae. Gene Ontology annotation, biological process: regulation of GTPase activity; small GTPase-mediated signal transduction.
AUGAGCGGCAAGCGACGCGCUGCGCCGCUCCCGCAGCUGCCCUCAGAGGCGCAGCCGGCUCUGUCGCCAUCCGCGUCGGCGUCUGUUAGCUUCCCGAGGUCAACUUCCCCGUCCGGCAUCACACAGUUCUUCAGCAAACCGACGAAAUGGUUCACGCGCAGCGCGUCGUCGCCCAAGCUCCAAGGACCGGGCUCCAGCGAGCCGCGCGCGUCGACAAGCUCGACGACUAGGAAGCCAAAGAUAUCGCGUCCGACGGAUCCCAGACCCAUCCUCGAUAGCUACAGUUCUGCGGGAUCCAGGUCCGUCCUGGACCUAUCGGCGCGUCCGCAGGCGUCGAUGGACAUGUCAAGAGGGCCGCAACUAGGUACCGGAGACCUGCGCUCAAUAUCUCGCCGCGGCUGGUCCCGCUCCGCGGACGACCUCUCGAAGCUGUCGGCGCCCGCACCUCUGACUCCCACCGCGCAAUUCCAGGACCGUGUUCAACAGUAUCGCAACCGCUCGGGGAGCGCGUCUGCCGCGGUAGCGCCGCAAGUAACCCCGCGCCCCAUCCCAUCCCCCUCGCGCUCGUUAGUGCCGCCUCCUUCGCAGCAUCCGCCAGUCGCUAUAUCCGUCUCUGCCCCUACCCUCGAUGAUGCACCCAUAUUCAGCGAGCCGAUCCAAAGUGGAGAGGCGUCGCCCUCGCAUACGCGCACGUACUCAUUUGCGCCCAAACUGUCUUCACGCCUGGCCCGGAUGCCGCCCAGUCCUUCUCGCAAAGGCUCAGGUUCAUCCGAUCGCGACGUUGCGUGGAUGGAGCGUGAUCCCCGCUCGACUACACUUCUCUCACCGCCGACCGAGAGCCCCGACCCAACACCGAAGCGCUCCUCCCAGGUCAUGUACCACUCUGGCUUCGUCAACCGCCUCACGGACUUCGUGCCCCCUACCAACGAGAACGCGACACCACAUCUAGGUCGCGGAUGGAAAGCGUACAAGGCAGAACUUCGCGGUGCGAGGCUGCUAUUCUUCAAACCUCCCAGUGAUCGUGCGGGCGAAAUCAAGGCGCUCUUCCCGACCACUAUCGUUGCUCCAGGGGACGACGAAGACGAUGAGGAUGCCGGGGACGAAGGGCUUGGAGACGCUCACUGCGCGCAGGAUACUCACUCCGGCGGCUCGGGCGGGGCACAAGAGACCACUGAAGAGGUCAAACCACAAGCUCGUCGCCGUAGGCGCGCGUAUUGGGGGCGCGGACCCCAUCCCGACCUCGCGCGUGCCGCAGAUGGCUCGGUGCAGGGCGGCACAAUGGAGGCGCUGCUGCACGAGGCUGUCUUCGCCAGCACGACUGGUGGGGACGCGCAGCCAGAGUCCGCGGAGUCCACGGGAGGAUCAACGUCGUACGACGCCGCACGGCGUGCGUUCGCGACGGCUGUCCUGGUUGCGUUGCCUUCUCUUGUUGGACGUGCGCGAGUGGAGGUGGAGCUGCUGCGAUGCUGCCAGCAAUUCGUCGAAGGAUGCGAGGAGAAUGCCCAGGAAGAAGCGAAGGAGCGCGUGUCGUGGAUCGCGAAGGAAUACAUUAGGUUGCAUGGCGCGGUGCGCGAUCGUGCAGCGUGGGAGGCUCUGGUGCCCGGGUUGUGCGAAGGGGAGGCAGGAGAGAAGAAGGGCGAGGAAGGAGAGGGCGGUGAAGGCGAGAGGCCAGGUCCGGACACCUUCUCACCUCACAUCGGCACAUUCUCGCCAAGACCUGCAGCAGAAGGACCCUCGAUGCACGAUGCACUGGACAUGCGUCGCACUCGGGCACCCUCUGACUCGUCCCCGCCAUCUAAGCGCUCGGCGGGACCGCCUCCACCGAUCCAGACGCACCCUGCAGCGCUCGACGUACCGAGUAGUCCGCGCGUCCCAUCAAGCCCUAUGCGAUCGCGAACUCCAAGUAGUCCAUCUGCCGUUCGCGGCCCCAUGAGCCCCAUUCGCACGCGCAGUCCGAGCAGCCCGACCACCACUCCGUGGCCGAGCUCGCCCAGGAAAGACUGGUCUGCGCCUGAACCCACUGGCGUCUGGGGCGCCCUUGCGAACGAGGGAUUGUCGCGUAGUGUACUGCUGGCCCUGGAUCCUGCGCUGCUCGCACGCAGCUUGACGGUUUUCCAUGGUAGCGCACUCUCUGGCGCGUCUGGGGAGCUGACGGCGGGCGUUAUGCUGGGCGAAGAUGGUGAAGAGGAGCCAGCGGGAUCCCAAGCGUCUUCGAGCCCGACGUGCUCAUCAAAAGCGUCGCCGAUGUCGGAGACUAAGCUUAUGUUCGGGAGCGACGACGCUCCGCACUGGCUCACGAAGCUAGUCCUUCUUCAAGUGCUGAGCGCGGACGCGGGCUCGGGGCCGAGCAUUGGGCACGGAGACUUCCCUCAGCAGCAAUACCAUGGCGCAACUCUCGCUGUGCCCGUCUCGCCAGCAUCUCCCCGGCGCUCCUUGGACGGGCGGCCAUCGAUGCAGCGCACUCUCAGCUCGUCCCCGCCCAACUCACAGUCAAUGCCUUCGCGACCGCAUACCGGCAGCGCACCGCAGUCUCCCCGCCAGCAUGCUCCAUCAUCGCGCACGCAUACGCGCUCGGAGGUUAUCUCUGUCUGGGCGCGCGUGGGUGAGCUUUGUCGGCAGGCAGGUGACGAAGUCAGCUGGCGCGCGAUCAUGGCGGGCUUGUGCGCUCGCCCGGUGGCGCGACUGGAGAAGGCUUGGAAGCGCGCUGACCCGCAGGCAAUAUCAGCAGUGGAGAGUUGGGUGUAUGGCUUGGGCGGCGGGCCGCAUGUCGCUGAGCAUGGCUCAACCACCGCAGGCGGCGCCGUGCUCGGUGGUCCUUUGGUGACUGUGUGGGGCGGCGAUGCACGUGUGGCUGCGAAAGAGCAGAUCGACAAGUUGCGCGCUAAGGCGGGAGAUGGAGAGGGCGCGAGCUAUGCGAUUGCUCCCCUCCAAACGGUCCGAAAGGAGUUCGAGCUGUUGCGUCAGAAGUUUACCACCUGUCCACGCGAAACCAUCAGCACCGACGAAGAGGAUGUGCGUCGAAUGGUCAACUUCUGGACGCAAGCAGCUGCGGAGGGCGGUGGUGCUGGUGGCAUCGCGGCCAAGUUCCAACGGGUCGAGCAAUUCAUGUCUCUUUCCCUCGCCGCAGAACCUAGGCGGAAAGGCCUGUUCGAGCCUUACUUCUGGCAGCGUCCGUCCGGGCAGCAACCGCCGCAUAACGCGCUCUUGCCGCUCCUAUUCCCAGAGGCGCUACCUACGGUCAGCCUAGUCGACCGCUCGCAGGUCGUACGCGGGCGCGUUGACAGUGACGCAUCCGAUUUCCUCUUCCUGAAAGGCUUCGAUGACCAACUGCGUCCGGAAGACAGGCGAGGCAAGGCCAAGUUCCUUGAAGACAUGGUUGGCGGUACCAAUGGCAUCAGCGCGCUCAGUCAGGGCGGAACAGUCAUCCCCGUGCAUGGCGGCGAACUACUUUUAGUGGUACAGAAGUCCAGCAACAGCGAGUCUUACCCGCCCUCACGAGCCUCCUCUCGUCCCCCGACCCGAGCGUCAUCGCGACCACCUAGCAGUACCACCGACCAUGGCUCGUCGACGGACAAAUCCGCGUUCAGUCGUGCGCCGUCUAUCCGUGUCAAGCCUGGCGCAUCCGCUGGCUUGGAUCGCAAGACAAGUGUUGCGCGCCGGAACUCGUUACCGUCCCUCUCUACCCGCCGCGACCUGGUGACAGCAGAUAAGUCGUCGGAGCCACCGUUGCGCGUCCUUGUUCGCGCUGGAACUUUGAAUCACCUCGUUGAUAUCCUUGUGCACGGAUUGCACCACGUAUCGGUCUCAGUCACGGACGAUAACGGCGAGAUGACUUUGAAGGAGGGUAUGACGCGAGAGCUGUACGUCGAUCGCGCGGAGUUCGCCCGGGUAUGGUGGAAUGUGUUCAGGACUUUCUUGACUCCCAUUGUCUUCUUUGAAUUGCUGCGCAAGGAGUACAUCAAGUUCCAACCUCGGGGAUCUCCGCCUUCGGCGGAAGAAUACCUGCUCGCUGUCGACCUUCGCAGCGAGGUCAUCGAUACGAUGAGGGAGUGGCUUUGCUGUGGCAAUGGCGCUCAGGACGUCCUCGACGACAAUACCCUGUACCAUGCCUUUCACGACUUCCUGCACAGCGACAGCGACCAUAUAUCUAUCGACGUCAAGAUUGUCCCGGAGGAAGUCGCGCGUGCGUUCUCCAAGCUCGAGCGACUGCGUGAAAGCCUCCAGGCAACCUUCGAGUCCCAGGUCAUGCGGCCCUCUCAUGCGCACGCACAUCCUCAGAUGCGGCCACCGUUGCCCACCUCAGGCUCGCGCCAGCGGCACGUCAGCGGCAGAGGUCCUCUCGACAUCGAUGCGGUGGAACCGGAAGAGCUCGUCGACGAGCUUGACGCCAUGGCUGCGGCAGCUUUCAGCAAUGUUACGGAAGAGGACCUGUACGUUACUGCAGAUCUCCUCGAGGUACAAAGCGCGGAUCGCACGGGCUGGUUCCUUCCAAAGGACAGCACCGCGACGGAAGACACCGUGGAGAUCCAAUCCAUGCACACCGUCAUUCACGAGGUCGAAGCGUCCUCCAUGAUAUCCGAGCUCACCCAGGACACGCUGUACCGCCUCCUUCCUCCUGGUAUCCGUAGCUGCAUCCGAGCACAUCUCAUUCUGCGCAAGUGGAUCGUGUCCAAGAUCGUCGCUCCUCGGCUUGGACUGAAGGGACGCCAAUCUAGGAUUGAGCUUCUACUUCGCGCUCUCGAAGUAUGCCGGCUUCGAAACUUGGAGGGUCGUAGGGACAUCAGCAUCGCUCAGAGCCACUGUGUGCGCUCCUUUGCGGAGGCGACGAUUACCUCCGCGAUCAUCAGCGUCGAGAGUCGGGCGCAUUGGCGUGCAUGGAACAACGUUGCGAUGAACCGAAGCGCGACAUGCGAUUCACUCGUCUCCCUUCUGGCUGUCCCCGCCAUGCACUCCGUCACGGACGACAUGCUCACGGUCGACAUCGGCUGGCUCUUCGAGCGCAUGUUGGAGAUCAUCGUCUCGCCAGACAUCCUCGACCCAGUGAAUGCGGAUGGCCAGGGACUCAUCAACUUCGACAAGCGCCGUCACCUAUGCAGCAUCCUGAACAACGCGCCCAACCUAUUCCGCACCCGCAACACACAUCGCGAUGACUUCACAAGGCGCAACUUCGACCGUCUGAAUGCCGUCGAGACAGAGGUGGCUCCGCUUCUGUUCGAUCUCCGCGGCAUCAAAGAGGAAGCUGCCCGUGAAGCCAUGCAAGCGUCCGCUAGCGCGUCCGGAAAACGUGUCGUCCGCCCGUUCCAGAAACUUGUCUCUGCGCAAAUUGAGAAGAACCGACGGGAUAAGGGCUUGCGUACGCGAAUGCAGCGCGAAAAGCAGCAGGAGCAGAUGCGUAGCGAGAAGCGCGACGACCAGCUCACCAAGGCGAUGAAGCCACGCAAGCUAGCGCCCGCUCCCCUACCGAAGCACGCGAGGAACAAGAAGUCUAUGUCGUCCCUGUUCAACUUCAUGCGCCCGAUCUCGAGCGCGUUUGGCGCGGACCUGAUGCAUUCGCCGGGUGUCAAGCGUACAGCUGCUGAGCUCGACUUCACUCCAUCAAGCAAACCAGCCAUGGCAGUGAACCUCGCUGAGGCGAGGGUCAUGCAAUUUAUCAAUACCGAGCGCUCUUACACCUUCCAACUGGAGACUGAAGACGGCGGGCAUUAUCUUCUGCAGGCUUUGUCGCGGAAGGAGAUGAUGAAGUGGGUCGACACCAUCAACAAGGUGGCGAAGAUUACGGCGAAGCGGCGGCUCACAUACAUCGGCAACUCGCCCAAGCCUCAAAUUGCUGAUCACCUUCAUGCUGACCCGCUUCCGACGGGCAAGGGUCCUCGGGCAGUGUUCGGCAUCGAUCUGGACGAGCUGCUUCGUCGGGAAGCUGGCGGCGAAGACGUUGCGCCUGGCUCCGUGCCGUCUAUCAUUGACCAAUGCAUCUCCGAGAUCGAGACGCGAGGACUGACGGAAGUUGGAAUCUAUCGCAUUGCUGGCGCUGUCUCCGAGAUCAACGUGCUCAAGGAGGCAUUUAAUAGGGGCGAAUCGCCCAUUAAGCCGCACACGGAUAUUCAUGCCGUCUGCGACGUUGUCAAGUCCUGGCUGCGCGUUUUGCCUGAUCCUGUCUUUCCGCAUUCCUUGUAUCACGAAGUCAUCGAGGCGACUCAACUCGAGUCUCUUGACGACAGGAUAUUCGCUAUCCGCGGGAUCAUUCAUCGGCUUUCUCAGUCGCACUAUGACCUUUUGAAGCGCAUCGUCGAGCAUCUGGACAAAGUGGCUGACUACGAAGAGCAUAAUCAGAUGACGGCCGAAGCUUUGGCCAUCGUCUUCAGCCCCAAUCUUCUUCGUGCACCGCAAAACGACUUCUCCCUUGUCCUUGCGAACAUGGGCCACAGCAAUAAGCUGGUGAAAACGCUCCUUACGCAUAUGCAUGCUAUCUUCGCCGAACCCGAUGAGGCAGAUAUGGAGGGUGAACCUGAUGAAGACGAUCUCGAGUCAGCCAUCAUCGAGGAGGAAGACGAAGACUACGACGAAGAGGAGGAGAAGCGCCUGAGCGUGCAGAACUACGUCACGGUCGAUGAUGAACCGCCGUCUUUAGGCGUCCCUAUACCCGACAGCAGCCUUGGCUGA